This is a messenger RNA of Nasonia vitripennis (jewel wasp), 7773 nucleotides long. It is a transcript of the gene alpha-Man-IIb, whose product is annotated as alpha-mannosidase 2. NCBI's taxonomy places the organism in Eukaryota, Metazoa, Arthropoda, Insecta, Hymenoptera, Pteromalidae. The transcript has 8 exons. The record is from RefSeq and is a predicted model, not a curated record. Bases 1087 to 4422 code for a protein of 1111 amino acids. Gene Ontology annotation, cellular component: Golgi membrane. Gene Ontology annotation, molecular function: carbohydrate binding; alpha-mannosidase activity. Gene Ontology annotation, biological process: protein deglycosylation; mannose metabolic process; N-glycan processing.
CGCAUCGCCGACGGGAGACCAGUACGGCGUGGUUCUCGGCCUGCGACGCCACGGGAGCCCGAUUCUCGUGUGUCGGCUGCUUCUAUAAUACGUCACGCUCCGUAUACCUAUAUGCUAUAUACAUGUGAAUUAUUGUGUAUUUUCCUUCUGCUCGAAUCAAGCUUCAUCGUAUAUACUGCCGCGAUUGCGCUUGUGCUCGAGUAAACAUAAUACGCGCGGGUAAGAGAGCGUGAUUCAUACGUGUAACCAGUGUUACAUCGGUAUGUGCUGUGCUUCUAUUUAUUGAUACGGGCUGAAUCGUAGUGAUUUUUUCGUGUGAACGGAUGAGAAAGAACGAAGAGGUUUUACGCUGAUGCGGUCGUGCGUUGCGGUAUUACAGUAAUGAUUGUGUACGAUUGUAGUUGGAAACUUUGAGAGGCCAAGUGAAUGUUCGUAUACGUGUGGUGUUAGUGAGAUUUUUUGCCAAGUUUAAAAGGUUGCCGCCCUCGCCAGCUCACUGUGCGCGUGUUUGCUAUACAUUCGACGAAAAUUUCUUUCGGACUUUAGGAAGAUCAUAACUCACGCAAGAGUGAGAGCGAGGGAUAUUCGCGCUGCUUGGAACUUUUCAGCCUAUUUUGGAAAAGCUACGCCGGUGCAACUGCUCGCAAAACACUUUCAUGCAGGAUUGGGAUUAAUGUCCUUGUCUUUGUCACUGACAGAAGAAGCAGUACUAGAGCGGGUUCUUUUAUUCAGAGGAUACAGAGAUUUCGGUUCCAUGAAAUUAGCAGAGCCUUUCUGAUCUUCAUUUUGCUGUUCGAUUGGUUUUGGGGAUUUAUCGAUGGGUGCAGAUGCAUUUUCCAGUAGAGAGAAUCCAGGGAAACGAACCAGAUUCCAAAUGAAGUCGACCGACGACGGUAGGCCCUAAUGCGGCCCUAACUCAGAAGCCGUUCAGCUCGCUUCCGAGCGUAACAUGAAGCUCUGAACUCAUCGGUCGAUAUCCGACGGGAAAGGAAAAGCUCUUCAUCAAUUAGAUAAGAAAUUGAUCGCAAGUUCGCCGCAAAGACGAGAAAGCCAGGCUUCGAGGAGAGGAGUUCGGCAGCUCUCAAGAUGUACAAGCUGCUGAGGCGGGGUUCGGGCCGCAUGCUCGUGCUGUGCGCGGUGCUGCUGUCGCUGUUGCUCUGUCUGUACUACGUGAGUCAGACGCAACAGGGGCCAAACGUGGGUGCAGGUUCCGCGGCUAUAAUUGCCGAUGGAGCGGCUGGCGCUGGCUUCGAUCGCGUCCUCACUUCCGUUGUGCCUGACUACAGUGAGCCUCCUGACGCCCAGGUUUCACCGGACACCUGUCCGCUUAUCACACCCAGGGAUGCGGAUAUCGACGCUCAGGCCGAGUUCGAGAAGUUCGACUUUCAGCCGUCAUGGAUGAGGAGCAGAGAGUACUGGGACGACAGCUUCGAACGGCGCUACGCUGAAUUGAAGAAGGAUCCCAGGAGACCACCUCUAAAGGUCAUAUUGGUGCCGCACAGCCAUACAGAUCCAGGAUGGUUGAAAACGUUUGAACAGUACUUCCACAGUGCCACUCGAAGCAUUUUAAACAAUAUGGUUACAAAACUGCAGCAGUGGCAGAACAUGACGUUUAUAUGGAGCGAAGUUUCUUUUUUGUCGCUAUGGUGGGAAAGUGCUCAUCCAACUAAGAAGAUGAUAGUAAAGAGAUUGGUGAAAGAAGGUCGAUUAGAAAUGACGACGGGUGGAUGGGUGAUGACCGACGAGGCAACGUCCCACAUUUAUGCCAUGUUGGAUCAGCUAAUUGAAGGUCAUCAGUGGCUGAAGACCAACUUGGACGUGACACCAGAGUCAGGUUGGUCGGUUGAUCCCUUUGGUCACGGUGGUACAGUACCUUACCUGCUCAAGUCCGCAGGAGCCUCCGGUACUGUCAUUCAGCGCAUCCACUAUGCCUGGAAGCAGUGGUUCGCCAAGAAGCAGUAUGGCGACUUCGUCUGGGUUCAACCGUGGGACCAAAGUGGCGCUUCGGACAUGCUCACCCACAAUCAACCCUUCGACAUCUACAACAUCAAACACUCGUGUGGUCCCCAUCCUCAUGUCUGUCUUAAUUACGAUUUUCGCAAGAUUCGUAACGAGUACACCGAGUAUUCUGCCAAGGCCGUCGACAUCACGUCGAACAACGUAAAGGCGAUGGCAGAACAGCUGCUCGAGCAAUACUUCAAGACUGGAUCGCUGUUUCCGCAUAACGUUGUGCUGAUACCGUUGGGCGAUGAUUUUAGAUACGACCAUCCGAUCGAAUGGGACCAGCAGUACACCAAUUACAAGAUACUCAUCGACUUCAUAAACAGUCGCAAGGACGACUACAACGCCGAGGUGGUAUUCGGAACGCCUAAGGACUACUUCAACGAGAUCCAGAAGCGAAUGGCUCGUUUUCCAACUCUGAAGGGUGACUUCUUCGUAUAUUCCGACAUCUUUAGCGAGGGCAGACCAGCAUACUGGAGUGGAUACUUCACGACGAGGCCGUACAUGAAGAUCCUGGAUCGCGAACUAGAAGCCAACCUUCGUUCCGCCGAAAUUUUGUACACGAUAGCGCUCAACGUGGCCAAACAGGCUGCCAGAGACAUCAAACUUUACGAGACGUACUUCGAGAAAUUGGUCAAGGCCCGUCGUAACCUUGGUCUCUUCCAGCAUCACGACGCCAUCACCGGUACCUCAAAGUCGUUUGUCAUGAAGGACUAUGCCCUCAAGCUUUUCGAGUCGAUCUCCGAUAUGACGAGCCUGCAGAGCUUCGCCAUCCAAUCUUUGGCUGCGACUGAAGUAAAAGCAAACUCCACUGCCAGUCAGGUUUACGUUCUGUCGGAAUCUGAUCGCGACAGUUACGAAAAAUUACCAAAGAAAAUUCCCAUCAACAUCAACAACCGCGAAACCAAGAGAAUCGUUCUCUUCAAUUCUCUCGCCCAGCCGAGGCUAGAAGUUAUCAGUUUGAAAGUUUCGACGUAUCGCAUUCGCGUCCUCGAUUCGCAGAAGAAUCCCAUUCCAUAUCAGGUUGCUCCUGUGAUGAACGCGACGAGCAUCACGCACGACGUUUACGUUCUGCUGUUCGUGGCUGAUCUCAAGCCUUUAACGAUAGCAAUCUAUCACUUGCAGCAGACUGAUAGAGUACCAGCUGAAGCUAUAUCGACGGUUUACUGCAGUAGAUGUGGUAAGGAUAACGUCUUUCCCAUCAAACCCAUGCAAGUUGGCGAUGUCCAGCUGGAAAAUCAGAGGAUGAAGCUCUUGUUUGACGGUCAAACCGGUUUCCUCAAACGUGUCACCAAGAAGCCCAGUGGUAAGAUCAUGCAGUGCAACCUUCAGUUCGCUGCUUAUACAUCGGCUCAAUUCCACAGCGGAGCGUACCUGUUCAUGCCAGAUCCGAAUUUACGUGAUUCCGAUAAGGAUGUUCUGGAGGCUUACACGCCGCAUCAGAAGAUUUACAUUGUGUCUGGUGCGCUUAGCUCGAGACUUACUGUGGAGUACGGAAAAUUGUUAGCUCAUCACGUGGCUAUCUACCACAAGGAGGGUGUUCUGUCCGAGGCGAUAUACUUGAGGAACAUCAUAGACUUCGAGACACCACCAAAGAAUCGCGAGACGGAAAUGUUCAUGCGUAUCCAAACGGAUAUCGUUAACGGUGAACCACCAGUAUUCUAUACCGAUCUCAAUGGACAUCAGAUGAUCAAGCGUACCAAGAUUGAGAGGAUUGGAAUUGAAGGAAAUUACUUCCCCAUCACGUCGAUGGCAUACAUCGAAGAUUCAUCUCAUAGGUUAACGCUUCUGGUGAAUCAUGGACAAGGUGCGGCGAGCUAUCAACCUGGUUGGCUGGAAGUCAUGCUAGACCGAAGAACUCUGUACGACGAUUCGAGAGGUAUGGGUGAGGGUUUGUUGGACAAUCGGAAAACCGUGAUCAAGCAUUGGCUGCUGCUGGAAGACAUCGUUGGUGAGAAGGACAAAUACUCUAAACCUUCGCUGUUUGCAAAUCAAAUGAGCAACGCCUUGAACUAUCCCGUGAAUAUUUUCGUGGUUGAUGGCUCGGAAACUGAAAUCAAACUGUCACCGGAAACGAGACUGCUAAGUCAAAGCUUACCCUGUGACGUACAUCUACUCAAUCUCAGGACAAAUCAUGACCCAAAGAUGCCUCACUAUCCCAUAAACAACGCACUUAUGGUACUGCACCGACAAGGCUACAGCUGUGGAGUUGGAGCCGAUGUACCUAUCAAACACUGCCCGUUGUACGAUAAAUUAUCGCCUGACACGGUUUUUUAUAAGCUUAGCGCGCCUAACGUCACGAAGACUUCGUUGACGGGUACGAAGACACACAAGCAUCUUAAGGAUGGACUGCAGGAGAUCGCACUGCAGCCCAUGGAACUGGAGACAUAUAAUCUCAACUUUGCGACGAAUCUUCACUGAGUUUAGAUAACGCGAAGUGAUCGCAUCUGUGAAUGCCGCGUGAAUAGUUUUGAGAACUGAUGAAACAUGUCUUUCGUGAGUGUUUUGCAAAGAUUCAUAGUGAUAUAAAUAUAAUAGAUUGAAAUUGAUGCCGAGGAGUGUGAAUGAACUCGAAUUAUAAAUUAGUUCACGUAUGAAAAAUAUCUUAUUGGCCCAGUUGUAAUAUGUCGAUGCUAUUCUUAUCUUCUUCUGGGUGAAAGACUUUAGUGAGUGAUUAACAGAAUGACUGAUGUAAUAAAAAUUAAAGUGGAAAAGCACGUUACACAUACUAUUCUUUCUCUUCAUCCAUGAAUAGUUCUUAAUUGAUGGAAAAUUUCAGAUAAGAUUCGUACGACAGUACGGCAUUAACGGUCAAAGUUCAUCGAUAUUUCCCCACAGAUAGUCGUGCCGUAUUUCUAGUAUUUGCAUUCGACAAUAGAUCGUUAAUUAUUAUCAAUUAGUCGCGCCGUUAAAGCUCGAGCUUUUUUGCCAAACGAAACAUAACCAGGCCAAUGCGGGCAAAAAGCGUAUUAGUGGUCCCCGUGUGAUUUCGAGCGCACUGAUUCAUCACAAAAACUCGACUCGUUCACACAAGUCCAACGUUUCUCUAUGAUCGUCGAUAUCUUUUUUGUCAGGUCUCGCCACAGAAUGUUGUAUAGGUACGAACGGACGAGCUUAACGACCGAUGGUGAGAAAGCCGACUGCUUACCACCAAAUUGGAGUUAAAGGAAAACAAUAUGGUUUAUGUUUUAAAACGUGCGAUCUGUCUAUUUUUGAAGUCUGCGUUACACAAAAUAAAUACUUGGAAGCGUAGAGGAUAGAAAUGAAAAUAUAAAAGGGACGCAGAGAAAAGGGAAAGGGUAAGAGCAUACCAGAAAUCGAUAUUCACACUGUACAUAUCAAUACGCCCGUCGAUGUAAACGAUAUAUGAUGGAAGAUAUAGAUUUUAAUGUGCUGUAGAAGAAUAAUGUAAAUCUUGCCUAUUUUCGUAUUCCAGUCAGUCUUCAAAUUUUGAAAUUUUGAACUUGCUCGUUCUCUUUUUCUCACGCCUCUGGCUGUGGAUAUUAAAUAAAUGGAAAAAAGCUUAAAAGUUUAAAUUAUUUAAAUUCUAAUGAUAAUGUUGAGAACCUUAUUUGAUCGAAUCAUCGCGAAAGAUAUAAAAAAUAUAAGAAUUUAUAGUGGUCGUGCAUGUGUGUACAUAGAGUAAAAAAAUCUUUGUGCAAUUGAUUUUUCGACGUUUAUUUGAAGUUUUUGAUUAUAAAAUUAUAAAAGAUGUAUAUGUAAUUAUUCAGUAGUGAUGUAUAUUGAUUUAUAAUUAUGAUGUGGGAUUAACUGGAAACAGUUAAAUUUUAUCUGUAAAUAUAAUCAUUUGAAUAUCGAAAUUAACGCUAAUAUAAUUUAAUCUCUAAUCGAAAUUAUAUGUAGAAAGGAUCAAGAAUAUUUAAUGUUCAGCCGUGACUAUUAAAAACCUUACUAAUGAAUUAACGAUUAUAUAUUUAACUUGAUCGAUGUCGCCUAAAAACGAAUCCGAAAAAUUUUGAACUACUAAACUCUUUGUGCAGUUCUUCCAGCGUAGCUCGUAUAUAAAGGAAGAGAAAAUAGUAUGGAUCGAAAUAACGCAAGCGAAACAUGAGACUUUUGUAAAUGAUGUAUUGGGUGAAAAAAAUAUAAAAUUUGUAAAUAAUAAACUAUAUGCAAGCGUAUAAAAGAAUUAUAGAAAACUCCGCGACAAGCUUUAAAUCGCAACUGCAUACAAGGAUGAAAGAUGUGUAAAAUGUGUUUGCGAGUGAAUAUUUUUUUUCAGACAUCUUUCCAAUGUGAUAGCAUGGAUUAAAUCAUGAACUUUUCUUUUAAACAAUAUAAUUUUGUAUGAUUACAUUGUACAAUAAUUAUUACUAUUGGCCAUUAGGAUAAUCAUAAAAGUAUAGAAAAACUGUGCUAUCAAAAUCGAUAUGUCAAUAUUGCAAGGCAUAUGCAUAAAUAGUACUUGGUUUGGUCAAGUAUAUGUGCUCUGUGUGACUGUUGAACAAUACAAUGUAUCGCAGACGUUUAUCAGUAAAUAUGUGAAAGAAUCUGCUGUCGAAGCGACGUUAUCAAGAUUGUAUAAUAAUUAAGAAAAAAAGAAGAUAAGUAGGUCGAAAAAAAUGGGAUCGGGAGUGAGUGGGCUUGAUAAUGUAAUUAGCAAACUAAAAACCAAUCUUUUAUAUGAAUAACUGAACUGAGUCAACGCAACUUUAUAAAGGGAGUUUUUCAUUUUUUUAAAUGAGCCUACGAAAAUGUAAAACUGACUCUACUGUUGACUGUCUGUACGAAAAUUGUAUGCGAAUAGUUGUAUAAGGUUCGAUGAAUCUUUGUAAUCUGUAUAAUGUCAGUGAUGUAGGCAUUCUAUUGAUUUUAUUUUACGAAUGUUCGAUAGCGAAAGAUCUGUACGAACUAGUGAAUUUGUAAAUUUUUCUGACUUGUAUUAGUUAGUCUAAUUGCGUUUAUUUUUACUUAAUUACUAAAGAUGCAUCAUAGAAAUAGCAUAAUUUUCUCGUCGUUCUCAUAUUGAUCGACUUAUAAUUUAGAGAAUUAGAUAUAGCGUUUGAGAGGUGUUGGCAUUAUUUGUUUGAAAUUUCGAUGAAAAAGUUAACGCAGCUGUGCUUGUUAUAAUGUGCAGAGAGUCAAAACUCAAUAUUAAUCAAUUUGUACAUAAAUUUGCUUUUAUAAAUAUAUAUUUUGCAUCGUAUUCUUUCAGUGUAAGUUUAUUUCUCAUAGAGAAGGUUAUUAAUUAGAAGUGCUCAUUCCUACAAGUAAAUACCUAGCGAAUUUUUGUACAAACAAAAAAAAAAAGAAUAAAAAAUGAUGAUUUUCAAACUGGCUUUGAACUUCGGCCGUUCGAGUUGUCCAGUGAACUGUAAAAAUCGUGUAAAAUACUACGUGUUCUGUGCUGUCUUUUAGAGAAGAGAAAGAAACUAUUAUAAAACUAUGUUAUUAUUAUUAUUAUUAUUAUUAUUAAAAGGAAAGAAAAAAGCACGUGUGUCGACGGGACCGAUGAAUCAAAUCAAUGUAAGAGAUUUUCUUACUCAUUUGAUCAUUAGGACUGUCUGCAAAGUGUGAGUAAAAUGGCAAAGAAAGUAUGCGGGGCGUCAUUAUAUAACAGAUGCUCGAACGACUUGUCGACGUGACGAAGCGAACGUACAAAGCGACACAUUCCUUGGAUGUCGCUUAUGACGUAUUAAUCGUUCGAGCACAUUGGAUGAGAAUGAAUAAACAAUAACACGAUAUUCCCUAAUGUUAUAUACUAAUGUAACAAUAUAUUUAUUGAGUAAAAAUAGUAAGUCGUAUUUUCAA